This is a messenger RNA of Microthlaspi erraticum, 1074 nucleotides long. The record is from the annotation of a GenBank genome assembly. Lineage: Eukaryota; Viridiplantae; Streptophyta; Magnoliopsida; Brassicales; Brassicaceae.
AUGAUGAGCCAUAACUGUGGCGUCGUCAAAGCAACCGAGACAUUAGAAAAUAUUGAAGAUUUGGAAAUAGAGCAGAAACUUAAGCUUAUCAACAAACCUGCAGUCAAAAUCAUCAAGUCUACAUAUGGUGAACGGUAUGGGUGUGUGGAUUUCUACAAACAACCAGGAUUCAACAACUCAUCCAUGAUGAAUCACAAGAUGCGUAUGAUGUCAUAUCCUGAGGGAUCACAACUGCAAAGAGAGACACUUAGUACCAAAAAAUUUGGGCAUUUUUGGGAAAAUGGUAUAGGUUGUCCUAAUGGUACGGUCCCUAUACUUAGAGUCACCAAAGACGAUCUCUUCAGAAUGAAAUCUUUCGGUGGAGAAAAUCUGAAUCUCCAAAGUUCGUGGCACAAUACUUAUGAACCUAUGUCUGCCGGUAGUGGCUACCAUUUUGCUGUUGUGCGGACUAGUGGAAAACCAAAGAGUUUCAAUGGAGCGUACAUGACUGUUAAGAUAUGUACCCCUUCAGUUAAACCAAAUCAAAGAAGCGCUGCUCGGAUGAUGGUUCAGUUUGGAAAUGAAUUCAUCCAAGCCGGUUGGACCGCCGGAGGACAUGCAUGUUAUCACACCAGAUGCCCGAACGGAGCCGGAAUGAUACUGGUCCGUCAAGAUCUUGCUCCUGGUUUACCUCUCGCGAAUAAAUAUGCUGAAAUUGAGAUCUCCAUAUUGAAGGACAAAGGCAACGGGAACUGGUGGCUUUACGUGGCCAGGGAACAAGUUGGGUUCUGGCCAUCGAGUAGGUUCAAAGUAAGCUCCGGAACGAUGGUAGAAUGGGGAGGUGCAGUGUACAGUCCGCCAUCGUCUCCAAGUCCUAUGAUGGGUACCGGGCGUUUUCCCAAGGGGAACUCUCUCGUCGACUCCUAUAUCAGUAACAUCGCGAUCACCGACGGAGACUAUAAGGUGGAUAAAACUGUGAAUGACAGGUAUUCUUAUUCGGACAACAAUCAUGGCUAUAAAGUGAGAGACGCGACGACGACAUGGGAACAUGGUAAAGAUCAUAUUAUCUUCUAUGGAGGCCCCGGGGGAAUUUAG